AUGCGUCGCGUUCCCAGCGAUUCGGAGGCAGCGUCGCGAUGUAACGGCAACUCAAUACAUUCCAUUCUCAAGGAGUCUCAUCGAGUGUCAUCAGUAGGUUAAAUUUUAAUUUUUUUUUGCUUUUUAGCAUACUUUAUAAACUUAAAUUUUGAAAAAAUUUGUGUACAGAUUUAACUUGGUACCCCCUGUUGCGUUAAAAAAAACGUUUCUUUUGUUUUUUUUUAUUUUCUAUAUAAGCCUAAAUUACCUGAAUAUUGUCAUAUGUGAUACUCUAUAGAAUUGGCUUUAAAAUGAGGUAUAAAACUUGAAAUUUCGUUUAGAAUUUUUUAAAAUACGAAAGGUUUUUGCUAUAUCUUCCUGCAGUCAAAAUAAUUGAUGCCGUAUUUUACCUUCAAAUUACCUGUUUAUACUCAAAACUUUAUUUUUAAGAAAUACAAAUUCUUAUCAAUUUAUAUGAAAUUAUUGAUUUUUAAAGUUACCUUUUUCAGAUCUCCGAAAGCUCAAGGAAUCGUCAUUACAGUAAUGACAGUUGUUCUUCUAUCAAAGGUGUAACGUUUGAUAAAUCAUGUAAGUUCCUAGAAUUCCUGCUUUUUAACCACUUGCUGUCAAGUUUAAUAUGUUGUGAAGUUUUUUAAAAUUUUUUUUUGUUUUUUAAAAUUCUUUAAAUUUUAAAAGUUUUAAAAUUUUAAAUUUUAAAAUUAUUUCGAUUUCAUACCUAAAAUCUUUAUUGACGAAAAAGAUUGUACAAAUUACUCGAUCAUUCGUUGUUUUUGUUACUUUCCCAUUGACUAUAUUGUUUUCAAGCUUUGUUUUUAUAGUGCCAACAAAUGCUUUUCGAAAUGAAAAGAGUAAUGAUUUGGCUAGCCAAUCGUUACGAAAUCGUCGUACUUCACUCCCAGUCAAUACCACACUUCAUCCCAGGCUGCGAGAUCAGGUAGGGACUCAAAAUAGAAUUAAAAAAUUUUUUUUAAUGUUUAGGGCAGGGCAGGGUUGGGUAGUGUAGGAUAGUAAAUACAAUAUUGUUCUUAUAUUCAGACCUUCCUUCUUUCGUGUUACAGUAAAAAAGCGUAUGCCACUUUAAAUUCUUUGAAUUGUUAUUUAUCGUUUCCGUCUCGCGAGAACUAAUUGACAAUUUCAUAACUUUUAAAAAUUUGAAACUUUUUUUGCAAGCCGAGAACGGAACGGAACGGUGAAAAAUGAGAAAUGCGAAAAACACGAAGGAAACGGGAGAAAGAAAAAACGGCAAAUGGGAGGGGUAAAAGUGUUUUUACAAUUUAAAGGCAUGUAAUGGUCUACAUGUAAUGGAUAAUAUUAGGUGUUCCAACUAUAAACUUCCGCGGACUUUUACAAAUUAUAACUUUUUUGAAACUUGUUCUACAGUUCUGGCAUUCACGUUUUGAAGGGAUGCCGCAAAGAAGGCAUAGACAAUGUUAGAGUAUAUAUCACAGAAUAAUUAGUUUUGUUUCGGUUGUUAUAAUAAAAUGUUUGUUAAAAACGGAAGUUUAUAGUUGAGGUACUCAAAGGACCAGUUCGCCCAUUCAAAUAUCAUUGGCAUUCUGUCGCAAAAAUUCGACGUUCAUUUUUUUCGCAAAAAACCUGAGCAGGUCGGUCCCAAAUUGGAAAAUUCAUUUCGACACCGACCCACUCACGUUUUUUGAGAAAAAUGAUUUUGAUUGAAAUUGGCUGAUUUUCGACGCUUUUUGCGACAGAAUGCCAAUGAUAUUUGAAUGGGCGAACUGGUCCUUCAAUAUAUGUUAUUAGCGGGGUUUUGAGUGUGUAGGGAAGGACGUGGAGGGUCGAGUGUGUCGGGGAGGAUGGGGAGGGUCGGACUUAAAAUAAUUGAUAAGCACGGAUUUUUAAAACUUUUUUGAAUUGGCAGGGGGGCCACGCUCAACUUUUUUUAUUUUGUCGGGCGAGAGAGGAAGGGGAGGGGUAAAUAAAUUUUUACACAAAACAUGGCUCAGUGGAUCUUACAAGUCAUUAUAAUACGAUAAAACUGGCCCUUUUAUAUCAACUUUGACUAUGACAAGCCUUUGAACAUUAAUAUGUAGGCUAAAAGACCCUUUUUCAAAACUUUUAGCAUUUUUCACUUUUAAAACAAUUUUUAAAUUUAAAAAAAUGUUUCGCUAAAGAAACAUUAAAGAACAAGUAUAAUAACAUCGUAUUUCGACAUUGUUUUACGACUUUGGUUACGUGAUUACGUUUGCGAGAACAUGAGUAAUAUUAUUCUAGACGAAUCAGAAAUGUUCGUAUAUAUAGUGACUUCCUCAUUAUGUAGUUCAGCUUUUUAAAUUGGUUUUUAAGUUUGAUUUUUGGUUCUUUUAAUUUAAAUUUUUGAAGUUUUUGGAGGAUUUUGUUGAUUUUGAACAUUUGAAUCGAAAAUUUCCCGCCAAAAUUCAAUUUUAAUUUUUUGGGUUCCUCAAUGGUUUUUAAGGCUGCAGCACGCAACAUGGGCCAUUAUAUCGCUUAACAGUUAUAAAAUUUUUAUUUUAUUUAUUUUAAAUUUAUUAUUUUAUUUUAAAAUAUUUCUUCAGGGUAACGUCUCCGAAGCCCGUGGCCUAGUAAUGGAUAUGCUUCAAAACCGAGACUUACAGCCGCAGGUUAUCAGUUGUUUGCGAGCUGUCGCUUCUCUAUUGACUCCACAAAUGGUAAGUUUCUACUUUUGUAUUUUUUUAAAUUUUUUAUUAAUUUAAUUAAAUAUUUUUAAAAAAUUUGGGUUUUAGUGAAUUUUUAGAAUUUUUUUUAUUUAAAAUUUGGCGAAAAAAUUAAAAUUCAAAAAAUAUUUAAAUUAUAAAUAAAAACUGACAUUUUAGACUAGUUUCAGGCUUUUUAGGCUUUUUUUAAAAACCAAAACAUCGCUUUUUUGAAAAGUUUAAAUUUUGGCGGGAAAAAUUAAAAUUUAAACAAAAUAAAGUUUAAGAAUGAUAAAGUAAAGGUAAACAAUAUAAUUUUGAGUAUCAUACUCAUCUACUUCAACCUAAAAAAUGUAAAUUUCACAUUACAGAACGGUCAAAACGGCAAUUUCAUGGAGUUCCUCCCGAAAGUGGUGGAGAAUCCGUAUUCGGGCGAGCAGCUGACAGUGUCUGCGGUAGGUUCAGCUCAUUAA
This is a messenger RNA of Bursaphelenchus okinawaensis, 3106 nucleotides long. NCBI's taxonomy places the organism in Eukaryota, Metazoa, Nematoda, Chromadorea, Rhabditida, Aphelenchoididae. The record is from the annotation of a GenBank genome assembly.